GCAACUAAUUAUGGUCACGUGAUCAGUGUGACCGGCUGGAGCACGUGACCGAACUCGGUCGCCACCGCUGUCUCAUUCCUCUGAGGAUUUUUUUUUUCCCUCAGCGCGGGGAAACGCAGACACCUGGACUCGGUGUCAAGUUCCGCUAUGGCACUCGAGCUAACAGAAAACCAGAAAGGGGAACUUAAUCGCACCGAAAAGAUGGGAAUUAGUCACUUUUAAGGCUCGCUGGUGAAGAAGAGAUCACCGAGCAGCGGCUGAAAAGCCGAACUGAAAAGCUUUCGUUUGUUUCUCAACUAGUUUCUUUUUAAAUAGCAAAACACACGUUUUCGCCAUUUUAAAAGUGGACUUGUGUUACGAAUACUGUUUAUACGUCGUGGGUUCUCUUCAUGGAAAAAGGUAACCCGUUGUUAAACAGCUUUUUUAGCGUGAGAACUCCGGUUUUGUUUCGAAGGAACCGCGCUUGAGAGCGUCCGGUUUUUUUUCCGGCUGGAUUUACCGGAUCUUAACGGAAUCACGGUGGAGAACUUUGGGCUACACGGACUUGUGGAGACACACAAACACACAUAAAGGAGUCGACUUCAUACCGUUUCUGUCUACUGAGGCGAAUAUAGCAACAACAACAAAACAAAAACACCUCAGAACAAACAUUUUCGAUUUUCGCUCACAGGAAAAUGAGCCGGCAUUUUGUUCGGCUAACACGCUUUACACAGACUAGCUAACCUUCACCGUGUACGAACCGCUUAGUUGUUGUUGUUGGCUUUUUUUUUAUUAGCUAAUUAUUUCUGUCUCCUCAGCUGUGCCUCAGGGGUGGCGAGGCUACUCUGGGAGCUGCUAGCGGUGUCAAAUCUGUGCUUGUGCUACCGCAUAGCCGCGCGCGGGCACGGAAACGCGCGUGGUGCGCGGCGCGUGAGCAUUCACCUCAGGAAGACGCGCUGUGAAGAGAGGCGCGCGCCGUCAGGAGCCGGAUACCUGUUAACUUUUCUGUCUGCGUGCGAGUGUGUGUGUGUGUAUGAGUGAGUGAGCGAGCGUGUGUGUGUGAGAGAGAGAGUGUGUGGCUUGUCGCCGCGGGAAGAGCUUCGUGGUCACUGUUCGGCAUUCCGUAAUGGACGCGAAAGCCUUCGGUCAAGUUUUUCACCGUCCUGUUCUUGCGGUAUCUUGCACAGGCUCGGCUACUGGACUGUAACCGAGUCACAACCGGAAUAUUUCGGAGGCGAACAGCGUUCAUUUAUUGCCAGCCGGAUUUAUACAGGACAACUACGAUGUCAUUUGCACGGGUCUGCUUGGGAGCUCUGCUGCUGUGGACGAUUAUUUCUGAUGUUGCAGGUAAAGUUUCCCCCACCAGCUAUGAUGCCCUGCUCAAUGUCCCUGCUGCUACUGCCACCUCCAGCCCCCCAGACCUCUACCUUCCUGCCAGCUUCAAGCUCUUCAACACUCAACUGGCCUUCUUUCUUCAAGAGAGCCGAACUCCAGCCCGAAAUGUCCCUGGUGGCCACCCCUUGCAUCGUUCUGAGAGCUUUGUGGUCUUUCAGACCAGGGAGUUACCCUCAGUCAACAUCUCUUUGGGUCCUUUCACCCAGGACCAGACUCUUUCCAAAGAUCUUUUACAGCCAUCAAGUCCCCUGGAUAUCCCGGGUAGGCUGACAGUCAACUGGAAGGUACGAGCCUUUAUCGUACAGUCAAAGGUCUUCGCAAGCAAUCCAGUGGUCCAGGUGCUGUUUUACAUUGCAGGCCGAGACUGGGACGAUUUUAAGGUCCAGGACAAGCUGCCUUGUGUGAGGUUACAUGCCUUCCGGGAUGUUCGUGAGAUCAAGACUUCUUGCAGGCUCCAGGGUAACUUGGCACAGUGCUUGGCCCAGCUGGACCUUCCUUCUACCUGGUUCAAUGUCAACGUGGCGCCUUUGGGCCGCAGGAAGCCCUCAGUUGCAGACGUUCUGGAGAUGACUGGGGAAACCCUCCAGGCGGAGCUCUACUACACCCUCCAUGAUCCAGACAGUAAUGGGGAGUGCGGUGAAAGUUACCCCAGACGAGGAGGAGGGUCCAGGGGGGAGAGCACAUCCCAGCAGCCACUACUUCGGAUUGGGAGCAUCAGCCUGUACCAGGCCAGUCAGGAACAACUUGUAGUGGACAAGCAACUGGACAAGAAUCUCUUCUUGAGACUACCUGACAAACCGUUAAAGCCUGGCGAGACACUCAACAUCUACCUGUAUUUGGUGCCAAACUCAACAGUGGAACAGUUCACUCUCAAGGUGAAAGCGAAGAAGGGGGUGAAUCUCCUGAGCACGAAGUCGAAGAGCAGCCAGUGGAAGGUGGAUUGGGAGGUGCAGUCUGGAGCCAAGCACUCCAUCGCCACCGUGGAAGUCAGCAAGAUGAAAGGCGUUUCUGGUGAUGUGGCUGCCAACCUCGAAAUCAUGCAGCUGGAUUUUGAAAUGGAGAACUUCACAAGCCAGUCGGUGACGAGGAGAAUCAACUGGAACAUCGAUUACCGCGGCCAGAAUCCGCCUCCAGACUCCGACAAGGUGGUGACCGAGCUGACGGUGGUGCAGAAGGAUAUUCAGGCCAUCAUACCGCUGUCUAUGGACACAGAGAUCAUCAACACAGCCGUGCUGACUGGCCGGACCGUCGCCAUCCCAGUCAAAGUUGUCUCCAUAGAACUGAGUGGGAUGGUCACCGACAUCUCCUCAUUCGUGGAGUGCAAGUCAUCCAACGAGGACAUCGUCAAGGUGUCCAUGAACUGUGAUUAUGUGUACGUGAAUGGUAAGGAGACACGAGGUUCCAUGAAUGCACGUGUGAUCUUCAGUUAUGAGCACCUGAGCGCCCCUCUGGAGCUCACUGUGUGGGUGCCCAAGCUGCCUCUAAACCUCCAGCUCUCUGAUAACAGCCUUAGCUUUAUCAAAGGAUGGAGGGUCCCAAUCCUGCCUGACCGCAGGUCGGCUCGUGACAGUGAUGAUGACGAUGAGGAUGAGAGGAAGGUGAGCCGUGGCUGCACACUACAGUACCAACGAGCCCAGGUGAAGGUUCUCACCCAGUUCCACACUACCUCCAGUGAGGGCACCAACCAGGUGAUCACCAUGCUGGGGCCUGACUGGCAGGUGGAUGUCACUGACCUGGUGCAGGACUCGCUCAAAGUUGUGGAUCCCCGUGUGGCCGAGUUAGUGGAUCACACCGUGUUGGUGGCCCUGGAGCAGGGAUCUACCAUACUGAAGGUUGAAUCCCCACUGGCAGUGGAGGCCGUGUUGGGAGAGGCACCAUUCUCUGUACUGGAUGAUAAAGUUUCCAUAAUGGAUCUGCAUGUGCACGCCAUUUCUGGACUAAGCCUGAGUCUCCAGCCCAGUCCAGGAAACAGUCACACCAUGGUGGCAAAGGCAACAGGGCUACAGACGCUCUCCGCUCUUAAACAGGAAGCCAGCCUUUCCAUUUGGGCUUACUUCAGUGACAACACAGCCGCCCCUCUAAGCAUAUAUGACCCCAAGGAUUACAACCUUAACGCCUCCACACUGGAUGACAAGGUGGCCUCCGUUUCCCAGGAGCCUCAGCAAAGGUGGCCGGUCAUCGUUGCAGAGGGGGAGGGAUCUGGGGAGCUUGUACGUGUGGAAAUGACCAUAUGCGAAGCGUGCCAGAAGACUAAACGAAAGAGUGUUAUUGCUUCCUCUCCAGUUCAUGUGAAAGUGCGUUUUGGGCCCGACGAGGACUCUGAAGAGGAAGAGGGAGAGGCGGAGUUGGAGGCUAAAGUGCCAAUCAACACAAGGAGACCAAUGCUCGAUCCUAACAUGGGUGGUACUGGAUACGAGCCAUCCAAUGAGCAGCCUGCAAGUGUGCCAAUUGACUAUACCAACUUCCCCACUAUCAGUAACCAGGAUCGGCCAACUGUGGAGGAAGGGGGUGAAGAAGACGAGUUUACCCACUCACCUCGCAGCAUGACCGACUUGGAGAUUGGCAUGUAUGCCCUUUUGGGUGUUUUCUGCCUGGCCAUUCUGGUCUUCUUGAUCAACUGCAUUGUGUUUGUUCUCAAGUACCGCCACAAGCGAAUCCCACCCGAAGGUCAAGCCAACAUGGACCACUCCCAUCACUGGGUGUUCCUAGGAAACGGGCAGCCCUUACAAGCUCAGAGCGACCUUUCACCCCAGACAGCAGAAAGUCCAAGUAAUCCUUUGGAAGGGCCACAGACUUGCUGCCAUGGAGAUCACCACAGCAGUGGCAGCUCCCAGACAAGUGUGCAAAGCCAAGUGCACGGGCGAGGAGAUGGCAGCUCGGGCGGCUCCACCAAGGAGCAUGGCGAAGAUGCAAGUUCUCCCACGUCCAAGCGUAAACGAGUCAAAUUCACCACCUUCACCACACUUCCUGCUGACGAGCUGCCCUACAACUCGAUCCCCAUUGCCGACGAUGAUGAUAUCCAGUGGGUGUGUCAGGACAUGGGGUUCCAGGACCCUGAAGAACUGCACGACUACAUGCGCAGGAUAAAAGAAAUAGCCUAAUGGUGGCUUUGGGAUUUCUUAAACAAACCUUUCCUUUCUAAUCUUCUCUUUUUUCCCCUCACUCUUAAGAACUUAUCUUUUCACACGAAUGGAGAAUGUGACUAAGGACCUCCUGUCCUGUUUCUCCGGGAUGAUAUUUUGCACAGUGCUCUUGCUCUUUUAAACGUUCACACGUUUUUGGAACUGUUGCUUAAAACAAUGGAUGGAAAGCCAAAUAAGAGACUAGUUGAUCUUUUAAUCGCUAGCACAAAUGGCUUUAGAGUGUAUGUCAUCCUUUCUCAGGCGAAGAGGACAUACAAUCUUAAAGGGAACACACAGAGUUUUGAGUUCCGAGCAGUGGUGUCGAAAUGGAUUCCUCAAGUGCUCCAUCACUCCGGUUGGGAGAAGGUAUGGGUCACCCUGCUGUGGACAGGAUAUUUCUCAGAGGAAUGCCACACUGUGUCUGUAGGUUUUUUUUUUUUUUGGUUCUCUUUUUCAAACAUCCGAGUAUUCUUCUCCAGCAAAAGAGGCCUUUGUAGUGCAGAUUUCCAUUUUACUCAGAGAAAGGUGUUUGAGAGGGGUCGUCCUCACGCAAUCUAACAUUCAGUAAAUAUCAAAGACAAUACAGCAUUUUGGCUAGUAUUUGACAAAUAUUGUUCCCAUUUUUCAACAUCAUCUUUGUGCCACGUUUUUUUUUUUUAUUAUUAUUAUGUUUCAUGUGUGUAGCAUUUUCUAUAUCAUACUACAUCCAUUUGGCAUGACAUCUCUGGUUCACUCAUUUUCCUGGUAAAGUCAGAUGCCUUAUUAAAUCAAUUUUAAUCAUCACAACCUUUGUGUUGACACCAUGUUUGUUUACAUCCCAAAGGGUCAACAUGAAAUGGGUAACUACCCAGACUACUGUGUGUAAUUGAAAUUGAUAUUAGCGGAGGCAAAGGGAGCCGCUUUGUAUGUUAUGACAUUAAAAUAUCUUCAUAUCUCCAGCAUUCGUAUGCAUGAAAGGAGAGUUUGAGACACAGCCAGCUAUUAUUUUCCCCCCCAGAUUUGUAAAUGUGUGUCUUGUGAUAAUUAUCUAAUCAUACAUACCUAAAGAACAGUAGAGGACAUAUAAUGUUGUGACAUGCUUUACAUGCAUGCAGUUCCAGAAACUUUGCCAAUUGUGUACAUACCAUAUUAUUGUCUACUGACUCUGAUCGUUAAUUCAUUUUCAUGUUUCAGUUCUCCUCGAGAGAGGAUUGAUACAGAGGUGCUGACGUCUACUGUUUAGCCUUAGCAUUUAUUUAAAAUUUGCCUGGUGGAAAAGCAAAUUCACUGAAGGGGAAAGGAAGCAGGACGUGAAAGAGGCGCAUUUGCUUCUGGUAGUGCUUCACGCUAACUUUAUUUACGUGAACUUUAACCUGUGUGUUCACAAGCCUCGGUUUUGUGAGCCAUUAAAAAAAACACGAGGGUGGGGUUGUGGGCACUGUUUACAAGGAGCCAUCUCAUAUGCCAACAUAUGCUAAAGUUUUUGUGAUAAACUUUUUUCCUCUCUUCUCUCGGCUUGUAUUUUCAGUAUUUUCCUUUUAGCAAUGUUGGCACCUCUGUAGCUGUCAGAAUUGUCAGUCAUUUCAAUCUCAUCUCUUUUUUAUUUUUUUUUAACCAUUAUGUCAUUCUUUUCCCAAGCAAACGUGAAAAGGAAUGCUAAUUAAAACAGAAGAAAGCUACUUGAGCACAUGCAGGAUGCGUGAAUCUGUGCUGUAGAUAUAUAAAAUUGUUAUGCUAAUUGUGAUCACUAAUUUGUUUGAGAAAUUGUUUAUACAUUUUAUUUAUACCAGUUGUUUGUUCAUAUUGAUUAUUUUUUAAUUAUUAAAAUAAGACUGGAAGUAAUGCAUUAUUAUGUUUGCCUUUUUUUACACUAGUAAAUGCCAUUUGCUGGUAAAAACACAAAAGUACACCUUGUUUUAUGCAAGGUUUGUCUUAUUUUAUUUCUGUAGUUAUUUACAUAUUUGCAACUUUAUUGAUACACUGAUUAUAAAGAUACAGUAGUUUUUUUAUAGCGCACAUUAAAGUCAGUGUAUGCACUGAAACUGCUAUUUACUAGUGUAGAAAUGUUUUUGUUCGAGUUUAAUAAGUUGGGGAAUGACUGUUCUAGGGAUUAUGAUUUGGGAACCUUCCCCUCAGGUUCAGACAUUCAUUCAAAAACACAUUCAUUUCUCCAUUGUGUGUAACUUGUGUCUUGCUCACAUACACCCAUUAAUAAUUGUAACAUGACUAAAUGUAUGUGUCAUUUUGUUUAUUUGUUGGAUUUAUCCUGGUUAAACAGUGACCUUUCGCACUCAAGCUCAGAAUCACAGAGGACCGAAUACUGACCCCUGCAGAACCUCCUAAACUACAUUUACAGCAACCCCAGUCUUUUUAAUUCAAGGUUUCUAUUAAAAUUGUGUACUUGAGCUCAUGGAAUUUAAGUUAUGGAAAUGAAACAGGAAACAGGUCAACCUGUAUAUUUUUCUUUAUAUUUUUCCAAAUAACUCAUGUCCUUCAAAUCCAAGGUUUUACCUGUUAAAUUGAGCCUGGGACUUGAAUUUGGUUUCCGACCCAAACAGUUCACACGUACAGCAACGGUGGCUCAGGAUGAAUGUAAAAUCAAAACGGAGUAACAUGUCCAGUGUGUUAAGGUCAAACAAUAGGGCGCUAAUGCUUAAUGAAAGUACUGGCAAGUUUCUAGUAGCAGCUCUCACACACUUUUUUCUUGGUUUUUGUUUAAUAAUUUCAAUGUCAUGAGAAAAUGUUACCAACAUCUUGCAUUUCAGAUUGUUUCCUUCAUGUAUACAGAUGUGCAAAUAGUUUGCCGUUUUGAAACCAGUGUCUGUUUUUAAAGGAGGUGCUACUAGGUGUUUGCCAUGACCUCAUCAUCUGAUGUGGACUUGUACGUUAAGCUGGACUCUGUGGGAACCUGCUACAGCACGGAAAUGGCAGUACUGUGCUGCCUCACUCUUAAUGUACAGAGCACUGUUACAACUUCCUGUAUUUUCCUGGAUUAAAAAAAAAAUCAAUCCCCCUUGUAUUCCCCACUUAUAUGUAAGUACUUACGAAAAUACAAUACAGAAACCUU
This is a messenger RNA of Pangasianodon hypophthalmus (striped catfish), 7542 nucleotides long. It is a transcript of the gene tmem132e, whose product is annotated as transmembrane protein 132E. The transcript has 9 exons. The record is from RefSeq and is a predicted model, not a curated record. Lineage: Eukaryota; Metazoa; Chordata; Actinopteri; Siluriformes; Pangasiidae. The coding region runs from base 1263 to 4475 and encodes 1070 amino acids.